AUGGGUCAACCACAUUCCAUGUCUUCGCACCAUCCUCAUUCACCCAAUGCCAGCUCUUCAGCCACCUCACCUGGACUUCUUCAGCCGCAGCAUCAUCAUCUGAACGCAAGUCCUUCCAAACAUUUAUUCUUUGGAGAAGAUAUCAUGCCUCUCCCUCACUCGGAUGAAAAGGAAGAUCCAACUUUUAAUUUUCAAUCUUCCUCUCCCAAACAGCACCUCCAAAUUUCAUCCUCUCCCACUACCAUGUCUCCUCAUUCCCUGGAUCUUGGUAGUCCUUCAUCAUCAUUGUUCCACCAAAAAACAAUUUCAAAUUCUCCCAAUAAGAAUAUCCACUCUUGGGCAUCCUCACCUCGAGGAAGAGCAGUUACUUGUCCGAAUGUUCCUUCUUUGAUUCAAUCACGCGAAGAAGAAGAGACGCAUCAUGAAGGAAAGUGGUUUUCAAGUCUUUCAAGUGAUAUGGAAUGGCCUCGAUCUCAUCCAUUGGGACAUUCAUCAUCCAUGCAACACGUUUUGAAACAUAAAAUGAUCAUGAUGAUGGUAUAUGGAAGUCAUGGUCACUACAGUGAUCAUAUUCUGAAAUAUUGGAUGGAGAGAUACUUACCCAAGAUGGAGUACGAACAUAUUCAAAAAAAAAUUCUCUCAUUAUGUACGCACUGUCUGAGAACCAUCCUUCUUCAUCAUCCGAGAAAAGUUGCUAGCUCGGAUCCAAGAACAGCUGAAGCUAGCUCGGAAAUUGUUAAUAUUCAACAACAAGUCUUGGAAAUUGAAAACAAAUGGAGUGAAAAAGAAAAACGUUGGAUUGAAGAUCUUGUCCGAAAUUCUUCAGGAUUAAGAUCUUCUGGAGAGGAGAUGAAUUCAUCAAAGAUUGAGGAAAAUAAGGUCUUGGAUGAAACCGAGAAACAAUCUUCGGAUCCAACUCUCCUUUCCAAUGCAAAUUUUGAUUCCGAAACGCUACUCUUUUUGGAUCGUCUUUGGAAGAGUGAAUAUAUACAAGAAGGAUAUCACUCGUUGAUGAACACACAGAAAUUAAAUGCGACCAUUCAGGAGAAUUGCAACCUUCGAACAACAGAACAAAACAAACAAGAUGAUGAGAAAGACAUUUAUGGUCAAUUGUGUAAACAUGCCGAGUACUUUUUGAACAAGAUACAAGAAAUGGAAAAUCAUGAAUGGACCGUGGAAGAUUGGACACAUGCCAUGCAACGAAACUCGAGAAUCAAUGAGGUGAAACUUUGGUAUCGUCGCCAACCUACAACCAAUAGUACAUUCAUUAAGAAUCAGUUGGCUUGGACAAGUUUGGAAACAGUGUUUUCUGUGCUUGAUAUUACAGGUUUGUAUUUUAAUGUUGAAAGUGAAUGUUGGCUUAAUAGAAUUUCACAAGCUAUUGGAGGUGAAAAGACAAAAUGGUUACGAUCGUAUAAUAAUGUGGAUGGAUUUUUAAUCAUCUUCUCGUUGGAUGAAAUUUCAAGUGAAAAACAUUCAUUGCAAACGGCUCUACAUACUUUUAACGAAAUAACGCAAUACUUUAGUGAUACCUCUUUAAGCAACUCGAAUACAUUUCUUGCAAAUAAUAGAACCCAGAUUUAUGUUUGCUUUACAGAAAGCAAUCUAUUUUGUGACAAAGUAGUUCGAGGAGAAUAUUCUUUACAAAAAUCUUUGAAAGGAGACACUAGAAAUCCAACGACAGUUUUCAAAUUUAUUGUGGCUCAAUUUAUUCAAAGCAACGGUGUUAAUGGUUACUCGUUGUCGAGCAAUAAUUUGAACAAGAUGGCAAACAGUGAACAUGUCUCGGCUAGUUCUUCUCCAAUUAUUUCAAAAUACUCGAUCAAUGGUUCGUCAUCUCCCGAGCUGUUGUUUUUCACUGUGAAUGAUUUUUCAAGCAAGAGUGACAUGUAUAACUUUACCCAUCACUUACUUGAAGGAAAAUCCUAUUUUGAAGAUCGAAUUUCUGGAAAACUAGCAAAGAAAGAAGAUGAAGUUCGACGAGAGUUAUUUUCCAAGUGCAGUGACUGUAAAAGACCCUUCAUCAUGGUGAACAACAGGACCGAGAGUCACCAGGGAUUGUUUUCAGAUAUUGUUUUGAACAUGGAAUGA
Naegleria lovaniensis is the source of this 2091-nucleotide messenger RNA. RefSeq lists its product as uncharacterized. The coding region runs from base 1 to 2091 and encodes 696 amino acids. NCBI's taxonomy places the organism in Eukaryota, Heterolobosea, Eutetramitea, Acrasida, Naegleriidae. The transcript is spliced from 2 exons. The record is from RefSeq and is a predicted model, not a curated record.